Sphenostylis stenocarpa is the source of this 1170-nucleotide messenger RNA. NCBI's taxonomy places the organism in Eukaryota, Viridiplantae, Streptophyta, Magnoliopsida, Fabales, Fabaceae. The record is from the annotation of a GenBank genome assembly.
AUGGUUUUCUGGGAAGGAUAUGUGAGCGAUGAAUUGAUGGGCACAUUUGCCCCUAUCGUGGAAAGACGAGGAAAAGAAGAAUUUGGUUCCUUUUCAACAGUUGUGAAGGGUGUUUUGCUUCAGCAGCUUGUUCAGGCAAUUGUUGCUCUCUUCUUGCCUGGCCUCUAUAUACUCGAAGAGGUUCAAGUUAAGGAAUUAAAGUAUAGAAUAGAAGCCAUUAUAUUGCUAGAGCUUGGCUAUUGCUUCUUAAAUGAUGUCUUAUUGACUGAUAAUGAUAUGCUUGCUGGAACUUUGCAGUUGACCACAACGACAAAAGCAUCUGGGGUUGUAGAGCAACCUUCUAUCGCCAAGCAAAUCUUGCAGUUCCUUAUUGCGAUGUUUGUCAUGGACACAUGGCAGUACUUUGUCCAUCGGUACAUGCAUCAGAACAAGUUUUUAUAUCGCCAUGUCCACUCUCAGCAUCACAGACUGGUUGUUCCGUAUGCAAUAGGAGCCCUUUACAGUCACCCCAUUGAGGGUCUUCUACUUGACACUAUAGGUGGUGCCAUCUCAUUUCUUGACCAGACCAGAGGCUUUACUAUAGGCAUUUCUCAAGUUGAUUCGAGCGUUUUUCAGUUCAUCUUGUUACUCCGCCACCCUCCUAUCAAAUGGGCCCAGAGGUCCGAUGAGAUCUACAUAACGGUUGAGGUACCUGAUGCCCAGGAUGUGAAGCUUAUACUUGAGCCAGAAGGAAAAUUUUACUUCUCUGCUACUCGUGGUGCAGAAAAGAUUCCUUAUGAAUUUAACCUUGAUCUGUUUGACAAGAUUGAUGUGAAGAAUAGCAAAACUACUAAUGGUUUAAGAAAUAUGUUCUACAUAGUGAGUAAAACUGAGAGCAAAUGGUGGAGUAGAUUGUUAAAGCAAGGAGGAAAACCUCCAGUAUUUUUGAGAGUAGAUUGGGAAAAGUGGGUUGACGAAGAUGAGGAGCAGGAAGAAGAUAAACCUGGAACUGACAUGGACUUUGGCAACUUUGCUUUUUCUAAGCUGGGCAUGGGUGUGGGUGAGGAUGAUGUGGAAGACGAUCAUGAUGUUGGAUUUGAUGAGAGUGAUGCAAAAGAGCUCACAGAUCAAGCAUCAGGUAAAAAUAAACCUGACAAUGACAAUAAAAGACUCAAUGGGCAAUGGUUCUAG